UUUAGCCAACUAGCCGCAUACAGUGUAGCUAGCAGCGUCGCCAUGGCGAGCAGGAAAAGUUCGCACUCUAAAAGAAACGACGGGGACAAAUAUUCAGUAUUGUUGCCCACUUACAACGAAAGGGAAAACAUUUCUUUGAUCGUGUGGCUUUUGGUGAAAUAUUUCGAUGAAAGUGGUUACAAAUACGAGAUUAUCAUCAUCGACGACGGAAGCCCAGACGGGACACUGGAGGUGGCGAAACAACUGAAAACAAUUUAUGGAGAGGACAAAAUUCUUCUACGACCAAGACCGUCGAAGUUAGGCCUGGGGACUGCUUACAUCCAUGGUAUGAAGCACGCCACUGGAAACUUCAUCAUCAUCAUGGAUGCUGAUCUCUCCCAUCAUCCCAAAUUCAUUCCGGAGUUUAUCGAGAAGCAGAAAGAAGGCGAUUACGAUUUAGUGUCUGGCACUCGUUACCGAGGAAACGGCGGUGUCUACGGUUGGGACCUGCGUAGGAAGCUCAUCAGCCGAGGUGCCAACUUCCUGACUCAAGUGAUGCUGAGGCCGGGCGCUUCGGACCUCACGGGCAGCUUCAGACUGUACAAGAAGGACGUCCUGGAGAGUCUGGUUGAACGCUGCGUGUCCAAAGGUUACGUCUUUCAAAUGGAGAUGAUUGUCCGAGCCAGACAGCUCAACUACACCAUUGGAGAGGUUCCCAUCUCCUUCGUAGAUCGCGUCUACGGCGAGUCCAAGCUAGGAGGGAACGAGAUUGUGUCGUUCGUGAAAGGACUGCUCACGCUCUUCGCCACCACAUAAUCCCUCAUGUGGUAUACUGUAGGUAGUAUCGUGCAUACUGCUGACUCUGCAAUACCGUAUUGCUAUCACGUUGGCACUAAAUAGAUUAUAUGUUCAUCGUUGUAGGUACAUCAUCAUGGUUUGUACUAUACUGUACGUUUUUAGAGCGCUUGUCGUUAGGGUCAAGCUGGGCUGGAGCCUAUCCCAGCAGACCCUGGACUGGUCACCAGCCAGUCACAGCACACAUACUGUAUUUACAAACCACAUUUUUGGGUAGGUAGAAGAAAAUCCACAGAGCAAAAUGAGAACAUGCAAAGUCCGCGUAGAUUCAAAGCCAGAUCUCUUGUGAUUCCUGAUGUAUGUAAUAUUAACAGUUGACUUUUCUUCAGCAAAGCAAUCAUGUAUAUUUUUUAAAUACAAUCAAUCUUCCAAAA
Molecule: messenger RNA, 1208 nt
Organism: Nerophis lumbriciformis (worm pipefish)
Lineage: Eukaryota; Metazoa; Chordata; Actinopteri; Syngnathiformes; Syngnathidae
Gene: dpm1
Product: dolichyl-phosphate mannosyltransferase subunit 1, catalytic
Biological process (GO): protein O-linked glycosylation via mannose; dolichol-linked oligosaccharide biosynthetic process; GPI anchor biosynthetic process
Cellular component (GO): endoplasmic reticulum membrane
Molecular function (GO): dolichyl-phosphate beta-D-mannosyltransferase activity
Source: RefSeq, a predicted model, not a curated record